Colletotrichum lupini is the source of this 552-nucleotide messenger RNA. RefSeq lists its product as uncharacterized. The transcript has 2 exons. NCBI's taxonomy places the organism in Eukaryota, Fungi, Ascomycota, Sordariomycetes, Glomerellales, Glomerellaceae. The annotation marks the transcript as partial. The record is from RefSeq and is a predicted model, not a curated record.
UGCGAGGGCAAAGAACAGGAUGCUGUCAUCUCUACCAUCAAACUAGGAGAUGCAUUAAAUUCGAUCAGCUUAUGGGAUAAAUUGUCUGGAGUCGCACGGCAGGUAACUCGGCGGUGGAAACGAUUGCUUGGCCCUGCGAGGCUUGAGCUGGUAAAUCUGAGAAUCGUAGGCCGGCAUGGUUGCAGGCCGGAUGCAUUCCGGGGACAGUUCCAAAUCGUCAACAUUGCUGAAAGAAUCGAGGCGCUCCAAAAGUUGAUCAGCAACGACAAAUAUGACAUACCCAAACGAUGGAAUCCCGACGAGAGGGAGAUGUGCUGCUACCAUGACCUAAGAUCGGAUACAGUCCAGCAUGGCAGCAUGAUUCACGAGGCAUGGGAAGAAGACUACACAUCGUCCGAACUCAGCAGUUGCGGCGUUCAAAUCCAUGUGGAUAGGUUGAAAGAGCUGUCAAAGCUCAAGCUGGCUUCAGUCUGGGACAUGCUCCUGGUCUAUCCAAAGCUAGCCGUGGGGAAUGAUGUGCUUUACGAUAGAUGGAUUUAUUCUUCAAAGUGA